CAGUGAAACAUGAAGGCAGCAGGAGCUAUUGAGCUUGGUGAGUCCAAAAGCACUUCAAGCACCCCAAAAAUUGGAGGGGUGAACAGAGGGGCAUCCAUUCUAGACUUCAUUCUCAGGAUCAUCGCUUUUCUUGGUACCUUGGUAAGUGCAAUAGCCAUGGGAACCACUAGGGAAAGGCUUCCCUUCUUCACUCAGUUCCUUCAGUUCAGGGCUGAGUACGAUGAUCUUCCAACAUUCACGUUUUUCGUGGUUGCCAAUUCCGUCGUGUGUGGAUAUCUGGUGUUUUCUCUAGCCCUUUCCAUCUUCCACAUCAUACGAAGCAACGCCAAAAGGAGCAGAAUUAUCUUGAUCUUCUUCGACACGGCAAUGUUGGCUCUUCUGACAGCAGGUGCCUCUGCAGCAGCAGCUAUUGUAUACUUGGCACACAAGGGAAAUGCCAAGGCAAAUUGGUUUGCCAUCUGCCAGCAAUUCAACUCCUUCUGCGAGCGCAUCUCUGGCUCCUUAAUUGGAUCUUUUGUAGGAGUUGUUGUUUUUAUUCUCUUAAUCUUGCUCUCAGCUGCAGCCCUCUCUCGACGCUGAGUGUCAG
This is a messenger RNA of Prunus persica (peach), 586 nucleotides long. Its product is annotated as casparian strip membrane protein 1. The transcript has 3 exons. Bases 10 to 579 code for a protein of 189 amino acids. The record is from RefSeq and is a predicted model, not a curated record. NCBI's taxonomy places the organism in Eukaryota, Viridiplantae, Streptophyta, Magnoliopsida, Rosales, Rosaceae.